This is a messenger RNA of Ricinus communis (castor bean), 4064 nucleotides long. RefSeq names its product NF-X1-type zinc finger protein NFXL1. The coding region runs from base 453 to 3767 and encodes 1104 amino acids. Gene Ontology annotation, biological process: regulation of DNA-templated transcription. The record is from RefSeq and is a predicted model, not a curated record. Lineage: Eukaryota; Viridiplantae; Streptophyta; Magnoliopsida; Malpighiales; Euphorbiaceae. The transcript is spliced from 2 exons. Gene Ontology annotation, cellular component: nucleus. Gene Ontology annotation, molecular function: RNA polymerase II transcription regulatory region sequence-specific DNA binding; DNA-binding transcription factor activity, RNA polymerase II-specific; zinc ion binding.
CAAGAACAAGCCCAACCCAUUCUUUCAAGUGGCCCGCCCAUUAGAGAAGGCGGUGGAGUGCGCACCACGCUCACACGUGCUGCAGAUAUUACACACACGGUCAGCGAUUUGUGCAUUACUAAAAAACAAAAGAAAAAAAGAAAAAGAAAGAAACUUUGAGCCAACGGCAAGUCGGCUAGCCUCUCUCUCUCUCUCUUAUAUAUAUUGCUCCAUAUAUAUACCUCUACAAGUCAAGAAACUCCAAACAAAAAGGGAAAAAGAAAGAGCUAAAUAAAGAGACAAGCUCUCAAAGGGGAGCAACUGCGCUUUACUUGGAUCAGCAAGCAAAGGGAUUUGAUCCUUGAUAAUAUUUUCAGGAUCAGAUUGGGAGAUUUUGUUGUAAAUUAUUGUGGUUGCUUGGCUCAGUGGUGGUGGAGGAGGAUACGAGUUGUGAAAGAGUUUCUUAUCAGAGUAUGAGCUUUCCUCAAUCAAGAAAUGAUCGAAGGGAUAGGAGUAGAGGUUCCAAUCAAAUUUCCCAUCAAACAUGGGUCCCAAGAGGAUCAACAUCAACAGUGGUUAUGAAUCCACCUACUUCAACCUUCAAUUCUAACCCUAAUAAUGGGAUUGGCAGUGAUUGCUCUAAUGAUACUAAGUUUGCACCGCCUAAUUUUAGGCAUGGUACCAGCAAUACUAAUAAUGCCUUUAGAGGUCGGAACCCGGUGCCCAAUAAUUACAGGAGGGAUAGGGAGAGGGAGAGGAGCCAGACUCAACAGGUUAAGGAGCUGAAACAGAAAGACCCCAAUUUGCCGCAGCUCGUGCAAGAAAUUCAGGACAAACUUGUGAAGGGUAUUGUUGAGUGUAUGAUUUGCUAUGAUAUGGUGCGGAGGUCUGCUUCCAUUUGGUCAUGCUCAAGUUGUUAUUCUAUUUUUCAUUUGAAUUGCAUCAAGAAGUGGGCUCGUGCUCCUACUUCUAUUGACUUGUCAGCUGAGAAGAAUCAAGGUUUUAAUUGGCGAUGCCCGGGUUGUCAGUCUGUGCAGCUCACAUCAUCAAAGGAAAUUCGGUAUGCUUGCUUUUGUAGGAAGAGGAUUGACCCACCUUCAGAUUUGUAUCUGACCCCACAUUCUUGUGGUGAACCAUGUGGUAAGCCACUUGAGAGGGGGAUUCCAGGUCUGGGUGAGAGCAAUGAGGAUCUUUGUCCUCAUGUUUGCGUCUUGCAAUGUCAUCCAGGUCCAUGCCCUCCUUGUAAGGCAUUUGCUCCACCACGGGUGUGUCCAUGUGGGAAGAAAGUAAUCACAACAAGAUGCUCUGAUCGAAGGUCUGUUCUUACUUGUGGCCAACGUUGUGAUAAGCUUCUACAAUGUUCGCGUCAUCGAUGUGAGAAGAUAUGCCAUAUGGGUCCUUGUGAUCCUUGUCAGGUUCUAGUUAAUGCAUCAUGUUUUUGCAAGAAAAGUGUGGAGGUUGUCUUGUGCGGAGAAAUGGCUAUAAAAGGUGAAGUGAAAGCUGAAGAUGGUGUUUUCUCUUGUAACUCAAUAUGUGGAAAAAAGCUGGGUUGUGGAAAUCACUUGUGUGGUGAGACUUGCCAUCCAGGUUCUUGUGGGGAUUGUUACCUGACGCCAGACAGGGUGACAUCAUGCUAUUGUGGGAAAACAAGUUUGGAGGUGGAAAGAAAGUGUUGUUUGGACCCAAUCCCAAACUGUACACAAACUUGUGGUAAACUUCUUCCAUGUAAGAUACACCAUUGUAAGGAGGUUUGCCAUGCUGGGGAUUGCUCACCUUGUCUAGUUCUUGUCACCCAAAGAUGUCGGUGUGGAUCAACCUCUAGAACCGUGGAAUGCUUCAAAACAAGAGUAGAGAGUGAAAAAUUUACAUGUGAUAAACCUUGUGGCCGGAAAAAAAACUGUGGGAGGCACCGGUGUAGUGAAAGGUGCUGUCCACUUUCCAACCCAAACAGUCUUCUCUCUGGUGAUUGGGAUCCACACUUUUGUCAGAUGGCUUGUGGGAAGAAGCUGAGGUGUGGACAACAUUCUUGUGAAUCGCUAUGUCAUAGUGGACAUUGUCCAGCGUGCCUUGAGACAAUCUUUACCGACUUGAGCUGUGCAUGUGGGAGAACUUCAAUUCCUCCUCCAUUGCCAUGUGGUACACCUCCACCUUCAUGUCAGCUCCCAUGCUCAGUUCCUCAGCCUUGUGGUCAUUCAGCUUCUCAUAGCUGCCACUUUGGAGACUGCCCACCUUGUUCAGUCCCUAUAGCAAAGGAGUGUGUGGGUGGGCAUGUGGUUCUGGGGAACAUACCUUGUGGCUCAAAGGAUAUCAGAUGCAAUAAACUUUGUGGUAAGACUAGGCAGUGUGGCUUACAUGCAUGUGGCAGAACUUGUCAUCCACCGCCUUGUGAUGCUUCAUGUGGAAGUGAAGCAGGUUCAAGAGCAUCAUGUGGGCAGACGUGCGGUGCUCCUAGAAGAGAUUGCAGACAUACUUGCACUGCAGUUUGUCAUCCUUCUGUAUCUUGUCCUGAUGUCAGAUGCGAGUUCUCUGUCAAGAUUACUUGCUCUUGUACCAGGAUAACAGCACUAGUUCCUUGUGAUGCUGGAGGAAGCAGCAGUGGUUUUAAUGCUGAUUCUGUAUUUGAAGCAUCCAUUGUUCAAAAGUUGCCAGUACCACUUCAACCAGUGGAAUCUAUGGGCAAGAAAAUUCCACUUGGGCAGAGGAAGCUCAUGUGUGAUGAUGAAUGUGCCAAGUUGGAGCGCAAAAGGGUACUUGCUGAUGCUUUUGAUAUCACCCAAAACUUGGAAGCCCUUCAUUUUGGUGAAAAUUCUGCUGUAACGGAGCUAAUUGCUGACGUGUACAGGCGUGAUCCAAAGUGGGUGCUUGCAGUAGAGGAGAGAUUCAAAUACUUGGUUCUUGGGAAAAACAGAGGAUCCUUAAGUGCUCUUAAGGUUCAUGUUUUCUGCCCUAUGCUGAAGGAUAGGAGAGAUGCAGUUAGGCUGAUAGCCGAACGGUGGAAGCUUACAAUUUAUUCUGCUGGCCGAGAACCAAAGCGUUUCAUUGUAGUAUAUGUCACUCCAAAAUCCAAAGCGCCAUCCCGUGUGAUUGGAAUAAAGGGUACUACAACUUUACUAGCCCCCCAUCCACCCACCUUUGAUCCUCUUGUAGACAUGGAUCCCAGGCUUGUUGUGUCUUUUCUAGAUUUGCCAAGGGAGGCAGAUAUAAGUUCUUUGGUUCUGAGGUUUGGUGGGGAAUGUGAACUACUAUGGUUCAAUGACAAGAAUGCACUUGCUGUAUUUAAUGACCCUGCUCGUGCAGCAACUGCUAUGAGGAGGUUGGAUCAUGGAUCAGCGUAUCAUGGGGCAGCUGUAGUUUACCAAAAUGGCAGUUCAUCAGUUACUUCCGCUGCUACUAAUCCUUGGGGAGGAGCAGGGGGUGCUCAAGAAGGAGCAGCAUCUUUGAAGUCAUGGAAAAAUGCUGUAGUUCCAGAAGAUUCAUGGGGCAGUGAAGAGUGGUCUCAUGGAUCUGUGAAUGUUCAGGCUUCUGCAUGGAAAGGGAAAGAAACUCCAAUUGCAGCUUCAAUUAACCGGUGGACUCUCUUAGACUCGGAAUCUUCUGUAAGUUCAUCUGCUGCAUCUAUCAAAACUGAGGAUCCUGAAACACGAGGGGGAAGCUGUUCUAGUUCAGGAUUAGAAUCAAACGCAAGCAUUUCCUAUUCAUCUGGGGAGCUUGGAGGGGUUUCAAGUCGAGCAGAGUUGCCUGAAGUGGUGGAUGAUUGGGAGAAAGCGUAUGAUGAUGAGAAUAUAUAAAUCGGUUAUAGCAUGAUAUUGGAAUAUGGCAAAGCAGGAGUGGCAUGCACCUGUUUUGACUCUUAAUUUUUGAACCAUUUUUCCAUUUUCUUGUUGGUUGUUGAUAUAGUUACAUCACCCAUUUAAUUAGGGUGUUUCACUGGGUUUAUUUGCACCCUUCCUGUCUUUCUUUGUUCUUGCAAGGGCAGCCAUUUAAACUCUGGUGAAGCUUGUGCCUCUGCUGUAUGGAAGAAUGUUAAAGGUGUAAAGUUGAACCUCUUGUUAGGAUCAAUCACACUGAACAACUUCUUUUUUUUU